UGGGUCUCUAGCAAUGUAUGGUAUGCUUUUGUGCGUGGCCGCAGGUGUAAGGAUAUCGUUCAGACCACGGUUUAAGAUAUAACUUAUUUCAGAUGGAAAUGUUGUUUGGAAUCCAGUGAUAAUUGAACCUAGUGUUGGAGUAUUGUAGUAUUUAUAAUUAGUGACAGUGAAAUAAUAAAUCCCAAAAUCAAAUGAAGUCUUUGUCUGAUUAACGUUACACAUACUCGUUAGCAUUCCACUGUCGAUCAUUAUGAGUAAAAUAAGUCCUUGCAUUGAGUCACUUUACAAUUUGACAUUAAAUGAGUUAUGUCAUUCCAUGAAUGAAGAGAUUUUGAUCCACGUGUUGAAGUAUUAUCCACCAUCAAUAGUUUUGCAAAUCAUAUGGAAGAUUUUACAUGUUAACAACGAGAAUCCAGAAUUUGUGUACGGUCAUGUAAAUCCCAUGCAUGGUAUGCUCACUUCGAUAAAACGAGGCCGUGAAAUUGCUCAAAUGUCAGUACGGCAUCGAGGAAGUUUAGCUCAUAUGGCUUAUAAACCAAUAAGCUCUGGAACUCAUGAAGAGUUUGCUAAUAAUCAACAAACCAAAUUUGUCGAUGAAUGCAAUUUUUGUAAUCAUUUUGAUUUAGAUUUAUUUUUCAAAUUAGUAGAAAUUACUGAAUGUCGAAGUCAACUUUUUACUAUAUUUCAGAUUUGUAUUCAGAUUAAAGGUUUUGAAUUUCCAAAACAAUUUGCUGAAAAAUGGAUUCAAACUGAAAUACUAGAAGAAAACAAUGAUAAUCUUCAUUUUCAUUAUAUUGAACAAGGUCUCAAAUUAGGAAUUUUUCUCGGUGAUAGUGGUUGGCUCAGUGAAAGUGCUUUCGUUUUAUCUCAUACAUACAAUAUAAUAUCUACAAAAUGGGUGUGUCUUGAUCGAAAUUUAGAACUGAUCAAAAUUAUCCAAUGCUUGACAAAGUGGUUAUUAGUUGUAUCAAAUUAUCAUAAUUUUGAUGAAGCUAAAAUGGUUUUGCAACAUAUACUAAAUACUAUUAGUAUCCUUGAGAAAAUAGAAGGAAGAACAUUGUGUAUAGCUUAUGCCUAUAUAGCUGUUUCACAGUAUUACUAUGUAUUAAUGGAAUUUAAUGAGGCUUGGGUAUGGGCUGUCAAAGCAGUUAAUGAACUUCAUGAUAAAAGUGCAGAUGUCCUAAAACUUUUGGUCAUUAGUCAUGUCAUUAAAGUUUGUUCUGCUCUGAAUAAAUUGAGCAUGGCAAAAAAAUUGAUUGAUCAAUUAUACACUUAUGAAAAAGAUAUUGAUCAAAAUAUUCAUGUAGAUAUGUUAUUGAGCGAAGCAUGCUACUCCUUGAAAGCAGAUUUAGCAAAAGAUAGUAUUCACAGUUAUUACACUGCUUUAGACUCUAAACGAAAUUUAUUUGGUUACUACAAUUUACACACUGCGGUUGUUUUUGUAGAUUAUGCAUAUGCUCGAUAUGUUUGUGACUAUUCAACAACUGACUUUAGUGAAGCUAUGCGUAGCAUAUUACAGGGUAUAUUUAUUAUGAAUAAAAUUGGAUUACCACAUGACAAUAUGUUGUUUGUGAAUGCUGGACGCAUAAAAGCUUUAAUACUUGAAGAAAAAGCAUUAGAUGUAUUGGAAAGAGGUAUUGAACAUUAUAUUCAUGGCAGUUUACAUAGUAUACAUAGUUCUCGUGUUGAAGGAAUAAAGCGAAUGUUGGAAAAAAUUAAAAAAGAUAUGUUAAAUGAAGCUGAAGUUCUCCAUCUUAAAGCAUUAGAAGUUUCUUUAAAUGCAGUUGGUGAGAAAGCACUGCUUACAGCAAAAUCGUAUUGCAACCUAGGUAGACUUUAUCAAAGUCAAGAAAAAUACAUGCAAUCUGAAAAAAUGCACUUAAAAGCAAUUGAAAUCAAAGAAUCAAUUUUAGGUAAGAACAGUCCAGAUGUUGCACUAUCUCUGGGUCAUUUAGCAAGUUUAUAUACAUAUCAGUUAAAAAAAUUUCAUGAGGCUGAACUUCUUUAUCUUCGAUCAAUAACAAUAUAUGAAACUACUUAUGGUCGCCAGUACACAGGGUUACUGUAUGAUUUUAAAGGACUGGUAGAAGUAUAUAGGGAAUUGAAAGAUAUUGAUAAGUAUAAUCAAUAUAUGGAAAAAACUCAAAGGUUCCAUGAAACACGUGAAGCUUGGCUACAUUUGAUACAUACAGCUGUUGAUGAAAACUGUACACAAGAUAAUUUAAGUUUGGAAAAGUUUAAAUGCAUACUGAAUGACUGUGGCUGUGAAAAGUAGUUAAUUUAUAAUAUAAUAAUAUACCAACUCAAAAUUGUUCAUAGAUUAUUAA
Molecule: messenger RNA, 2327 nt
Organism: Sipha flava (yellow sugarcane aphid)
Lineage: Eukaryota; Metazoa; Arthropoda; Insecta; Hemiptera; Aphididae
Gene: Pat1
Product: amyloid protein-binding protein 2
Exons: 14
Coding region: 251-2275 (674 amino acids)
Biological process (GO): intracellular protein transport
Molecular function (GO): protein binding
Source: RefSeq, a predicted model, not a curated record